AUGUGCGCCUCCACCCUCUGCUGCAAGCUUGCCGAGAGUGGUCUAGGAUGGAAGCCAUCCGGUGGCGGUGAAACCUUCACUCUGGACAGCAGCAAUAUCGGUGCCGCGCAGUGGAGUCGCGCCGCCAAAGGAUUUGAACUGAAGAUCCUGUCGCGCUCAUCAGGAGUGAUUCAGCUGGAUGGUUUCGACCAAGAAGACUUUGAACGGCUGACCAAGGCCUUCAAAAUCUGGUACGGCAUCAACGUCGAGAACCGUGAACACGCCCUCCGAGGAUGGAACUGGGGUAAAGCCGAAUUCACCAAAGCCGAAUUGGCCUUCAACGUCCAGAACCGUCCUGCCUUCGAAAUCCCAUACUCCGAAAUCUCUAAUACAAACCUGGCAGGAAAGAACGAGGUGGCUGUGGAGUUCUCGCUCUCUGCAGCGGACGCGGGAGCCAAUGGCAAGCCCGCAGGAAGCACAGAGAACCGGGGCCGUAAGGCUGGUGCUGGUGCUGAUGAGCUGGUGGAGAUGCGCUUCUACAUUCCUGGUACGGCAGUGAAGAAGGAGAAGGCCGAGGAUGCCGAAGGAGACGACGAGGAGAACAAGGACGAAGAGACCGAGGAGCAGAAUGCGGCCAACCUAUUCUACGAGACACUCAUGGAAAAGGCCGAGAUUGGCGAUGUUGCUGGCGAUACCUUUGCUACCUUCUUGGAUGUUCUCCAUCUUACUCCCAGAGGUCGUUUCGAUAUCGAUAUGUACGAAGCGUCCUUCCGUCUUCGCGGAAAGACCUAUGACUACAAAAUCCAAUACUCCGCCAUCAAGAAGUUCUUCCUGCUCCCCAAGAACGAUGAUACCCAUACUCUUAUUGUGCUUGGUCUCGACCCCCCUCUGCGACAGGGUCAGACCCGCUACCCAUUCCUGGUGAUGCAGCUGAAGCUGGAUGAGGAGAUCAGCCUGGAGCUGAACAUGACUGAUGAACUUUUGCAAAACAACUACAAGGACAAGCUGCAAUCGCACUAUGAAGAGCCGAUUCACCAGGUCGUAACCAAGGUCUUCCGUGGUCUGUCUGGUAAGAAGGUGAUCAUGCCGUCCAAGGACUUCACUAGCCACCACGGCCACCAUGGGGUUAAAUGCUCCAUCAAAGCCAACGAGGGUCUAUUGUACUUCCUGGACAAGAGUCUUAUGUUCGUUCCGAAACCCGCCAGCUACAUCCAGCUGGAGAACGUCGCGGUUGUGACGAUGUCACGCGUGGGUGGAGCCAUUUCCGCCAGCCGCACCUUUGAUAUUACUGUGACCUUGAAGGCCGGUAUGGGUGAACACCAGUUCAGCAACAUCAACCGUGAGGAACAACAACCCCUGGAGGACUUCUUCAAGGCCAAGGGUAUCCGCCUCAAGAACGAGAUGACGGAAGACGCUUCGGGCCUGAUCGCUGCGACUCUCGACCAGGGCGAGUCCAGCGACGACGAGGGUGGUGACCGGGCCGAUCGUGGUUCGGCGGACGAAGACUCCGAGUCCCCUGAUGAGGACUUCGAUGCUUCCUCUGACUCGGAUGUGGCCGAGGAGUUUGAUUCUGCACACGAGAGUGAUGGCGACAGCGAUGAGGAAAUGGGCGAUGCGUCGGAUGGGGGCGGCGAUGACGAGGAUGAGGCCGCUCGGCCCAAGAAGAAGAGCAAGAAAUAG
Molecule: messenger RNA, 1659 nt
Organism: Penicillium argentinense
Lineage: Eukaryota; Fungi; Ascomycota; Eurotiomycetes; Eurotiales; Aspergillaceae
Product: FACT complex subunit POB3
Exons: 6
Coding region: 1-1659 (552 amino acids)
Cellular component (GO): FACT complex; nucleus
Molecular function (GO): DNA binding; histone binding; nucleosome binding
Source: RefSeq, a predicted model, not a curated record